Messenger RNA from Puntigrus tetrazona (Sumatra barb), 1314 nucleotides. RefSeq lists its product as uncharacterized. NCBI's taxonomy places the organism in Eukaryota, Metazoa, Chordata, Actinopteri, Cypriniformes, Cyprinidae. The transcript has 2 exons. The record is from RefSeq and is a predicted model, not a curated record. Bases 496 to 1314 code for a protein of 272 amino acids.
CGGACACUCCAGUACCAGCCCAGUUCUGUGGUGAGGUAAAAGGUUGACGUUGAGUUGUGAUUUAUAUAUAUUUUUCCUUUUUUAUAUAUAUCUAUUUGAAUCUGAAAGUACUGCUGUUAAUUGUCACCACAAUAGGGGCAUUCCUCCUGUCUUGUGGGCUGAUAGAGGGAAAGAAAGGUUAGUAUUUCUAUAGUUAGAGAGCCAUCGUGUACAUUAAACUUCAAUCCUCAUCAGUCUUGGUCACAAAAGACAUCUAACAAGGCAGGUAAAAGCAUACUUAUAAAUUUAAGUACAGGAAUUAAAUGUACUAGUAGUUAAAGACCUAGAUCUUGAAGCUCUAGUCGUCCAAGAUACAGUUAACAUCUUUGUACCCCCUACACUGUAGUGAAAUUUCCCGCUACAUAAAAUUGGCGUCACGAACAGGAUCGUUCUUAGCCUGAUCUCUGUAUUAUUGUGUUAUUAGUAUUCUGUCCCAGGUCUGUGAGCAAGAAGAAAAUGGCAGAACUGGAGGAGUUGAAGAGGGAGUUUGCUGAGAUGCAAAGGAGGUUAGCGGAGCAAGCUGGAGCUUUGGAUCAUGCCAGAUCGGAACAGCGAGAAGCUUUGUCAUUGGCAAAAGCUGUAAUAGAGCAGCAAGCCUCCACUCGUGCUACCCCAGCAACAAUUUACGUUCCAAGAGAGCACAAACUCGCUGACUUCACUGGUUCCACCAAGCCUGGAGACGGAGGAGUAGAGGAGUGGAUUCUUUCCAUGAAAUCAGCGUUCCGUGUGAUGAAAGUACCAGAGGAAGAUCAGGUGGAGCUGAUUAAACCGCAUUUAAAAGGAGAAGCUAGAGAUACCGUGAGGUUCAUGCUGACGGAGGGGGAUAACAGUGUGGAGUCUAUCUUCAAACUGUUACAAGAAACCUAUGGAGACAAGGUUCCUAUCGGCACAAGAUUAAAGGACUUUUAUGAUCGGAAGCAAGCACCUGCUGAAACUAUACGUGCUUACGCUUAUGACUUACGAGAAAGACUUUACAAGGUGAAGCGCAGAGAGCCUGGUCGCGUUCCAGAUGAAGAGGGUGUUCUGAAGGAGCAGUUGGUCCUGGGAUUAAGGGAUGAUUUAUUAAGGAGAGAAAUGAAGCGAAGGAUCAAGGAAGAGCAAAGUCUGACUUUUGCACAGUUGAUGCAGGACGCAAUCACCUGGUCUGAGGAGGAGGAGGCACAGCCAGAAAGUAUUUUAAAACCCCCAGUGCGUGCAAAGGCUGCAGUUCACACUACUGUGGCGACUGGCGACACUUCAUCUCCGCUGACAUUGGAGAAAUUGCCGACGCAAUAG